AUUAACUCAUACUUUCAGAACACGGAAGAACAAAGGGGACGUCCACAAAGUAAUUGGCAUAGAACGGCCGAUAACCGUAAUCUGCAUCAGUCAAGUACCAAUCAAAUACUGUGUGCUCACUCACUUGAUGGACAAAGCGGGGCUGUAAAGAUGACCAAAAUUUGGUUGCUUCUUCUCAUUUCUCAUCCUGUCGCGGGAAAGCUCUUUGUCGAGGAGAAUGCAGAAUUGAAGGAAAGCAACUCUGAUGGAGCCUACCUCACUAAUCUGCGCAAAAAUCUGGGCUGGAUUUGCGGUAUAACAGGAAUGUGCUCUUUGUCUGGACCAACCAACCAUCAGCUUCCGCCAUCGGAACUCGCUGCUCCAUUUUGGCCCUAUAUUCUUUCAACGCCACCGCCAGCUAUCUUCGGUCCCGCUUGGCCCCCUUUUCCGCUCCCAACGCCACCGCCAGCUAUCUUCGGUCCCGCUUGGCCCUUUUUUCGCUUCCGCCAACGCCACCGUCAGCGGUCGCUGUUAAAUCAAUUUGGCCCUAUGUUCCUUGAAACUAGCAAUUGAAAGCUGGUUCUAGCUUUAACGAUC
Messenger RNA from Cylicocyclus nassatus, 576 nucleotides. The record is from the annotation of a GenBank genome assembly. NCBI's taxonomy places the organism in Eukaryota, Metazoa, Nematoda, Chromadorea, Rhabditida, Strongylidae.